This is a messenger RNA of Coccinella septempunctata (seven-spotted ladybird), 1593 nucleotides long. Its product is annotated as tubulin beta chain-like. Gene Ontology annotation, molecular function: GTPase activity; GTP binding; structural constituent of cytoskeleton. The coding region runs from base 113 to 1435 and encodes 440 amino acids. The record is from RefSeq and is a predicted model, not a curated record. NCBI's taxonomy places the organism in Eukaryota, Metazoa, Arthropoda, Insecta, Coleoptera, Coccinellidae. Gene Ontology annotation, biological process: mitotic cell cycle; microtubule cytoskeleton organization. The transcript has 3 exons. Gene Ontology annotation, cellular component: microtubule; cytoplasm.
GAACGCAGGUAUUUUAUCAUCAUAUACGAAAACAAAUUUAAUGCCUUCAAACAUUGCAACUUCCAAUUAAAAAAUGUGUCAAGAUAUAACGUGUUGAGAAAGUUUUACCACGAUGAGAGAAAUAAUUCAGAUUCAAGCUGGCCAGUGCGGAAACCAAAUAGGAUGUAAGUUUUGGGAGACAAUAUCCCAGGAGCAUGGCAUAAACCCGGAAGGAUUUUACGUCGGGGACAACCCUCAACAGCUGGAGCGACUCGAAGUCUACUUCAACGAAGGCCGCCAAGAGAAUUAUGUACCUCGCGCUGUCCUCGUGGAUCUGGAGCCCGGAACCAUGGCAGCUGCCAGGAGCGGGCCGUAUGGCAGACUCUUCAAGCCCGACAAUUUCAUCUUCGGGUUGAACGGGGCAGGAAACAACUGGGCAAAGGGUCACUAUACGGAGGGUGCCGAAAUAUCGGACGCCGUCUUGGAUGUGAUCAGGAGGGAAGCUGAGUACAGCGAUUGCCUGCAGGGCUUCCAGCUGACCCAUUCCCUUGGCGGCGGCACCGGCUCCGGUUUCGGGUCGCUCCUUUGCAGCAAACUGCAGGAGGAGUAUCCCGACCGGAUUAUAUCGACGUUCAGCGUGGUGCCUUCGCCAAAAGUGUCCGAGGUGGUGCUCGAACCUUACAACGCUGUCCUAUCCACGCACCAACUGGUCGACAGCAGCGAUUUAACACAGUGCAUCGACAACGAGGCUCUCUACGACAUAUGCUUCAGGACAUUGAGGCAGACGAACCCAACGUACAGCGAUCUGAACCAUCUGAUCUCCCUGACCAUGUCCGGCAUAACGACCUGCUUCAGAUUUCCCGGACAGCUAAACGCUGAUCUGAGAAAACUGGCGGUUAAUAUGGUUCCCUUCCCUUCUCUUCAUUUUUUCGUGCCAGGCUUUGCACCCCUUUGCUCUAAAUCUCACAUGGUUUAUCGAAAACUUUCGGUGAAGGACGUUACGGAGCAGAUGUUCGAUCCCAACACGAUGAUGGCGGCUUGUAACCCCAUGCACGGGAGGUAUUUGACGGUGGCGACGAUCUACAGGGGUCUCAUAUCGACCAACGAUGUCGAACAGGUGAUAAUGAACACCCAAAUGAGGAAUUCCUCGUAUUUUGUCGAGUGGAUACCUCACAAUAUCAAAGUUGCCGUCUGCGAUAUCCCUUCGCCCCAUGCCAAACUUUCGGGAACUCUGAUCGCUAACACGACGGCUGUUCAGGAACUGUUCAGGAGGAUUCACGAACAAUUCGUAGCCAUGUUCAAAAGGAAAGCGUUCCUCCACUGGUAUUUGGGCGAGGGAAUGGACGAAAUGGAGUUCAGUGAAGCGGAGAGUCAUCUGAUUGAUCUCAUAUCCGAAUAUCAACAGUAUCAGGAGGUAGAAGGUGAAGAAUAUGAGGAUGAAGAUACAGAACAAUAAACAUUUAUUGACAAAAACUUAAACACAUGAAGUCUGAUCCAUAAUCUAAAAUAUUUAUUUUGUGUUCAACGAAUGAAAACUAGAUUACACCAGAUGGACUACAGGGAAAAUCUUUCAAUUUGAAAAACUAAUUGAAUCAUAAUAAAUAUUUUUUGUUA